Molecule: messenger RNA, 6404 nt
Organism: Odocoileus virginianus texanus
Lineage: Eukaryota; Metazoa; Chordata; Mammalia; Artiodactyla; Cervidae
Source: RefSeq, a predicted model, not a curated record
GCUGUGCGGCCACCUGUGCGUGCGCUCAGGACCGCUCCCCUCGUCCUCCCCUCGGCCACCUGUCUCCCUUACUCUCGCGCCUCGCUCCUUCUCCCCCUGUUUACCUCUAUCGGGCCCCUCCUCUUAUAGGGCUUGACUUUGUUUUCUAAGCAAGCAGCCUAAACCAGAAGAAUCCUUUUAAACAGGCCUUUGAAUUUUAUGCUCCUCCCAUUUUUCUGGCGUUCCUUUUUGAAAAUAGUCUUGGGAGCCGUUUUAUUCCGUUCGAUCCGUGUGGUCUUCCAUGAACUUACUGAUUCCCAUAUUGACUGCGGAAAGACUCUCAUUUAGAAGCCUUUGCCAUCCAGAGGCUCUGAAAGACAUUUUGGCAGUAUGGUUCUGACCAACCUUAUAGAAGCCAUUCUGCCCAAAAGGAGUAAGGAUGCUUGAAGACAGGAGGCCAGUUUUGGGCCUGUCACUGCCAGGGUGUCCGGUGGUGCAGACAAAGCAGCAUGGUAGCUUUGUUGACUUAAAAGAGUUUAUAGGCUCUGCCUUCUGAGAUGAUCCAUGCUCUGUGGAGUUUGUUUCUCACUAAAUAAAUCCAGUUCUUACCUAAAACAAAGUUUGCUGAAUGUGUAGGUGCUUAUCCUCUUGGGCUCUUGGUGAAUUUCAGAUGAUAAGAAUAAACUUAGUUUUUUCUUAUCCAGUUGAUCAGGUUUCUAUUUUUUCAUCCCAGGCGUUUAACAGAUUUUAUUUCAGAUGAAUGGCACCUUGGGGUUGAUGGUUCUGUUCUUCACAUCAGAUUUUCUGUUUACAAAAUACUUACUCUACUUUUUGCAGACUGAAUUUACCUCAGCAUCCACAAACUCUUCACCUCAGAUUGGUUCCUGUGUGUUUUCUGUUUGCAAGUCAGUGGGAGUUAAGCAUAUACCAGCUGAAAAGCCAGAUAAGGAAAUGCAUUCUUUCUCCCAGCAGUUCUGAGUUAACUUGGUCAAAGCCAGUUUUUCUGUUGGCUUGGGCAGCAAAGUGAAAAGAGAAUGCUCCACUUGAAGCAAUGUCAGCAUCUGAAACAGAUAACUCAGAAAUGCUUGUCUCGCAUCCAUGUGAAAACAGGUAAAUAUCCACAGCUAUUUCUUUCAAGAACCUUUGCGCUUGCGGAAUUAAGGAAGUCAUGGCAUUCCAUCUACUCACUUGUUGGAGACAAAAAUAUUAUCCUGAUGGGACCUCCCGGUGCUGGGAAAACAACAGUAGGCAGAAUAAUAGGCCAGAAACUGGGUUGUUGUGUCAUCGAUGUGGAUGAUGAUAUCCUUGAAAAAACCUGGAAUAUGAGUGUGUCUGAAAAAUUGCAGGAUGUUGGUAAUGAGCAAUUUUUAGAAGAGGAAGGAAAAGCCGUGUUAAACUUCUCUGCAUCUGGAAGUGUGAUUUCCCUUACUGGGUCCAACCCAAUGCAUGAUGCUAGCAUGUGGCAUCUAAAGAAAAAUGGAAUAAUUGUUUAUCUGGAUGUACCUCUACUAGAUAUAGUCAGUCGUCUAAAAUUAAUGAAAACAGAUAGGAUUGUAGGUCAGAAUUCUGGAACCUCUGUGAAAGACUUACUUAAAUUUAGAAGACAGUACUAUAAGAAGUGGUAUGAUACUCGUGUUUUUUGUGAAAGUGGGGCUUCCCCAGAGGAGGUAGCCAACAAAGUGCUGAGUGCAGUUAAAAGAUACCAAGAUGUGGAUUCAGAAACAUUCAUUUCCACAAGACACAUUUGGCCUAAAGACUGUGAACAGAAAGCUCCAAUGAAAUUCUUUAGUGAAGCUGUGAUUGAGGGGUUAGCUUCUGAUGGUGGACUUUUUGUUCCUGAAAAGGAGUUUCCAAAGUUAAACUGUGGGGAGUGGAAAAGCCUGGUAGGAGCAACAUACAUAGAAAGAGCACAGAUACUUCUGGAAAAAUGUAUACAUCCUGCUGACAUACCUGCUGCCAGGCUGGGAGAAAUGAUUGAAACUGCUUACGGGGAAAACUUUGCCUGCUCAAAAAUCGCCCCUGUCAGGCACCUGUCAGGCAACCAGUUCAUCCUGGAGUUAUUUCAUGGACCAACAGGAUCAUUUAAAGACCUGUCUUUACAGCUCAUGCCCCAUCUUUUUGCACACUGUAUUCCACCAAGUUGCAAUUUUAUGAUACUUGUAGCCACCUCAGGAGACACUGGAAGUGCAGUCUUAAAUGGCUUUAGUCGUCUUAAUAAGAAUGACAAGCAGAGAAUAGCCGUGGCCACAUUUUUUCCUGAAGACGGAGUCAGUGAUUUUCAAAAAGCACAAAUAAUUGGCAGUCAGAACGAAAAUGGAUGGGCAGUAGGUGUCAAAUCAGAUUUUGAUUUCUGCCAGACGUCUAUAAAAAGAAUUUUUCAAGAUUCUGAUUUUACUGGCUUUCUUGCUGUGGAAUAUGGAACCGUCUUAAGUUCAGCUAAUUCCAUAAACUGGGGCCGACUGCUUCCCCAAGUAGUUUAUCAUGCUUCUGCAUACCUUGAUCUCGUUAGCCAAGGAUUUAUUUCUUUUGGAAGCCCAGUUGAUGUGUGUAUUCCCACAGGAAACUUUGGUAACAUUUUAGCAGCAGUGUAUGCCAAAACCAUGGGAGUCCCUAUUCGAAAAUUUAUCUGUGCUUCUAAUCAGAACCAUGUUUUGACUGAUUUUAUAAAAACAGGACAUUAUGAUAUAAGGGAAAGAAAACUAGCACAGACCUUUUCACCAGCAAUUGAUAUCCUCAAAUCUUCAAACCUGGAGCGACAUUUACACCUGAUGGCUAAUAGAGAUGGACAGUUAAUGAGAAGACUGUUUAAUCAACUAGAAGAGGAGCAUCACUUCCAGAUAGAGAAGAUCCUAGUUGAGAAACUUCAGCAGGAUUUCGUGGCUGACUGGUGCUCUGAGGGAGAGUGCCUGGCAGCGAUUCACUCCACCUACAACACUUCGGGGUACAUUUUGGACCCACACACUGCUAUUGCGAAAGUAGUUGCGGACAGAAUGCAAGACAAAACUUGCCCAGUGAUCGUCUCCUCUACAGCUCAUUACUCCAAGUUUGCACCUGCUAUCAUGCAGGCUUUAAAGAUUGGAGAAAUCAACCAGACUUCAUCAAGUCAGGUUUACUUACUAAGUUCAUACAAUGCCUUACCUCCACCACAUGAGGCUUUACUAGAGAGAACAAAACAGCAGGGGAAGGUGGAGCACCAGGUCUGUGCAGCUGAUGUGAAUGUCCUGAAGAAUCACGUGGAAAAACUUGUACAAAAUCAAUUCAUAUGAAAGUUUUCUGAGUAAAAGAAAAAUUCUGGUGAAAAGCAUGCAGUAAUAAAUCACAAAAGUUGAUUUUGAGUACAAAUAACAUUUUGUUUUUUAUGUAAAUAUGUCUAUACAUAGAUGUUAUCUUUUGGAAUUUCAGUAGCGUCGUCUCUAGGUCUGUCCAUUGUCCCUACACAUGCUCCUUGGAUCCUUAAUCUAGAAGUGACAGAAAGUAGCAUAAUGCAUGGACCCUUGUGCUGUGUUCUGCACCCAUGAGGGAUAUAUCAGUUUCUCCUCCUUCACCCCCACUUUUAAAUGGACCAAAAUGUCUCCUACUCUGACACUUAAAAUAUUUCAGCAUAGCUGUAACAUAGUCUAUCUGUAACCAUUAUUAGUUCUUUAUUGACUAGAAAGAUAAUUUACACUCUAAUGGUUAACUUAUUUGGAAGAAGUAGUAAGCUCAUCUAUUAAGAAAUGGCUGGCAUUUUUUACUCUCCUCAGAUUCCAUUUUGGACUAUAGUUAAUUAAGUGGAUCCUACACCAUCUGGAUUAGAUAAGUGUUCAGCUUUCACUCCCCUUGGGGUGUGUAUAGUUAAGGUGAUGUAGUUUGAAAAUCAAGACCCCCCCCAAAAAAAAAUCAAGACCCAAGAUUUAAAUCUGAUGUGAUCAUCAACAGAACUACCUAGUAGUAGAUAUAGAAAUAAAAUUACAUAUCUGUUUCAAGAGAAAAGCUUUCCAAACUUCGGAGUAUUUGAAUAGUCUUAAGAGAAGUAUGGUUAUAGUUAUAGCAGUUUUCUUGUAUUAUUUGGACUCUAUUCCUAUAUAAUUUGUCUGUUGUCUUUUUUUUUUCAGUGAACAUUGCCUUUUGGCAGCUAAAACCACAUGCAAUUGAUGCACAUAUUUAGUGUUUCCUUUGUAGUAGCAAUACAUUAUAAUCAUGAUUUCCAUUUGUGAAUUUCUUGGAUGUUUUAUUUCUGAAUUAAAAGAUUGUCAUUGAAAGGACCUGUUAAUGUAAUGGACUACUCUCAACCACAAGAUGGCAUUCCUAACAUAAUUUGUCUUUGCUGAUAACAUUCUGCUUCAUUUUCUGGGAGAACUGUCUCCAUAAAGAAACAUGUUGCAGGUUGUCAAGAAAAAAAUUGUAAAAGUUUAAUGAGCAGAAAUGAUUCAUUUAAAAAUUUAAAAAAUUAAACCAACUAUAUUAACUUUGGAUCUCCAGCUUCUAAAAAGUACAUUCUAAAACCAAAACUUGAAAACCAAGAGCAGUUACAAGAAAAUAAUGGAGGAUUCAAAGUUCACUUACUCCUGUAUGUCUUAGUUAUUUUAUCAUAUUUUUUUAAGGAUAAGUGUUUCAGUAGCCAAUAUGUUUAGAAAAUACAUGUAAAUUUUCCUAUGUGUAUGAAAAUGCACUAUUUUUCUGAAAGUGGGAGGGACAGUUUUGUUUUUAAAAGACAUGAUUUUUGCCCACAUGAUUGUAGUGAAGGAGACAAUGUGUAAAAUUGAAUCAGGUUCAACAUAGAAGUUAUUGCAAGACAGUUCAUGAGAAAGUAAAAAGUAAGGGAUAUAGUUAAGAGCUGUCAGAUUACCAUGGGCCAAUCAGAAAAGGCGUCACAGAAGACACAAGCUGCAGUGAGUCCUGAAGGAUGUCAAGAUUUUCUAGGUGAAAAGGAAGGGGAAGUACAUUAUAGGCAGACAAGGGAAAUAGUUACAGUGAGUUGCUCAAGAGAGCACAUUCCUUUAUCUCCAGUUGGUUGGUUCUCUUAUUUCAUGUUUUCACUUUUUCUUAAUACCAAGUCUAGCCCUUCCCUCUCAGCUAAUGACCUUGCCUCAGUCAAGAGGAAAUAAGCCAUCAGUGAAGACAUGGCUUCCUAUCACCAAGUGUCUGAAACUGCUGUGCCUGUUUGUCUCCUCUCCUGCUCCCCCUGGAUUGAAUUGGGUGAUAUUCCUUCAGGAAUGUCUUGGCUUCUGUUCCUGGCAGAAUACUCCUGUCACUUGCUUCAUCAGCUAUCUCCUCUAGUGCUGCUUCAGCUUCUCCCCUCUGAUGGGACCAUCCUUUCUAUACCAUUCGGAUGCUCUCUUUUCACAUCUUAGAAAGUGUAAGAGCAAAACAAGUCAACAGCCACAUUCCCCCACCAUCUACUUUUUAACUUACGUUCCAUUCAAGACCCAGCCUCUUCGAAAAGAGUUGUCUACCCGUGUCGUCUCCACUUUCUUGCCUCUUAUGUUCUCCAGAAUGUGUAAAGUACAUGUACUGUUCAGGGAGGAGUAUUAGAACACAUAUGUGCUGCUCCCCACUUUGCUUUAAGAGUGAAACAUACCUCGUGUUUGACACCUCCUGUGGCUCCUAUUUGAUUAUCUUCGCUUCUCUCCCUCAGAAGUAACCACUAUCCUAAAUUUUCUCUUUAUGAUUUCCUUGUUUGUAUGUACAGUUUUGCCUCUUUUUAAAUUUUAUGUAAAUGGAAUCAUACUAUACAUAUUAUUCCAUGACUCUCUUUUAUUCAAUAGUUUUGAAAUUUAACCAUGCAGAUGACAGAAGGCAGAGUUCAUUAAUUUUAAUUACUGUAUAAUCUAUAGAAUGAAUGCCACAGUCUAUCCAUUUAUGUUAGUGGACAUUUAAAUGGUCUAAUAUUUAUCUGUACUUGCAUCCAAUAGGUAUACUGUUUCAUAAAAUUUGUAUUGAAGGCUAGUGAAAAUGAACUUCCAAACAUCUGUGAUUCUUUCUAAUGGUAUAUCAAAAUGUAUUUCAUAUCUUAGCUGUAUUAAAAUAAAAAUGUGUGGUUUGUUUAUAAUAUGAAAAAUUAUCAGUUCUUGAGCAAUGGUUAUAAUUUCUUGCUUCUCCAAUCUUUGAAAUUAUUUUACAGUGUCAAAAAUAUGGUGAAUUUGUAAGAUUUUUAAUUGGAUAUCAGUGAAAAUAGUAAAAAUUUUUUUCAUCAAAAUAGAGUUUAGGAGGUAAUAAAUUGUUCUGUUUGAAGUUUUUGUUAGAUUUUAAUAGCAAUUCACUUCCAAAAAUGAUAAUGGCAAAUACUGUUUCUCUCAAUCCAUUAGAUCAUUUAAACAUUUUGUAAUUCAGACUACUUAAAACAUUAAGAAAAAAAGUAGCUGUUUUCACAUGAGCCUCAAACUCAUGGGAACAUAAAUAAUAGAGUUUUGUGUAGGAAGAUGAUUAAAGCCUGAUGAUUAAAA